Molecule: messenger RNA, 2647 nt
Organism: Zea mays
Lineage: Eukaryota; Viridiplantae; Streptophyta; Magnoliopsida; Poales; Poaceae
Product: RecQ-mediated genome instability protein 1
Exons: 9
Coding region: 160-2196 (678 amino acids)
Biological process (GO): double-strand break repair via homologous recombination; resolution of meiotic recombination intermediates
Cellular component (GO): RecQ family helicase-topoisomerase III complex; nuclear body
Molecular function (GO): nucleotide binding
Source: RefSeq, a predicted model, not a curated record
CGUCAUCCUCAUUUCUCAGUUCCUUAUCGGCGUCCUCCUCCGACCUCCCCACGUUCGACGGUUCGAAGCCUCGGAGGGAAACCACCAAAAAUUCUCCCAAAACCCUUCGCUCAUUUGGUUUCCAUAUGAAACGACCGCCAAAAACUUCCUUCCCAAAAAAUGAGGCGCCGGAACCUAAUUGUGCAUUCUGAUUCCGACGAGGACGACGGCGAGGGCAUGACCACCGCCACAACCCCCGCCUCAGUUUCAGCUUCCGUCGCUAGCGGCGGCGUAAGCGGCAGCGGAAGCGUCGGCCGGCCCUCGCCCCAAAACCUCAGCCCCCUACCAGUCCCCUUCCCGUCACUCUCGCUAUCUUCUGCCCCCUUCGUCAUCUCCGAUGACGACGAGGACGUCGACGAGAUCGUGGACCCUGACGGGGACUCUCCCAUCGUUGACGCCCCUGAGGUCUUCUCCCCGCCAGCUCCUCCCGCGCUCCAUGCUCCCGCUCCCGCUCCCCCUUCCCCUCCCCCUCCUAUCACUACCCCGUCCCAGACCCCAAUCCCGACUCCACCUUCGGCACGGACCCCGACCCCGACUCCGCCUUCGGCGCGGACCCCGACCCCGACUCCGCCUUCGGCGCGGACCCCGGCCUCAAUAGCGCCUCCGCACCCGUCCCCGCUGAGCGGCCGGUUGCGCCCGGUGGACGAGUUCCUGCGGCGGCUCGGGUUGCUUCUGCGGCCGGACUGGCUCGAGUCCUGCGCUGCGGGGAUUCCCGGCUUCGACGGCCUCGGUGGUGUUGAGGCGCAGGCCAGGCGGUGCUUCGAGCAGUUUCUCUUCGCCGAUAUGAACUCUUGCGGUGCUGGGGUGCUGCCGGAGGGCGUCGGGGGCAUGCACGCUGAGUUCCUUGAUGGCCCCUUCGUGCUUCAGGUUGAUGAAGUUGUCAAUAUUUCAGUUCCUUUAAAGGAAAGGUAUCGUGAAGCACCGGCAGGACCCAAAAGGUGUUUAAAACUAUCAAUGACAGAUGGCAUACGACAUAUAUUUGGAAUGGAAUACAGACCCAUCAAAGACCUGACAGUUCUUGCUCCUGCUGGUUUAAAGAUUAUUGUAAGGAAUGUACACACAAGGAGGGGUCUUCUUAUGCUAGUUCCUGAGGCUGUUGAGAUUCUUGGUGGUGUAGUUGACGAAUUGGAAGCAGCGCGUGCCAGACUUGUUUCUGAAGUAAACAAACCACCUCGUGGCAAAAGUAAACAGGGUGGAUUAUCUUUGUCUUCAAGAGCUACGCGAGCUGCCUGGCCAUGUAGCACCGAUAUUACAAAUGGUGUUGCGCAGGGGAUCUCAAUGCAAAGAGCAGUUAAUUCCUCGUAUCCAACAGGAUCAGGUAAUGCUUUCCAGGUUGGUGGAGCUACAGAAACUGUGGUUGAAGAGCUUGUUAGCCCUCUUGUAGCAAACCGUGUCCAAGAAAUCAACAUGCAGGGCUCAUAUGCUUCUCUUACCAGGGAAACUACUGAAACUUCUAUGCAUACUACCCAUGAAUAUGAUCCCACUCAUAUCACUGAAAAAAGUACAGGGACCGUCAUGGAAGAACGUCCUGAUCCUCCUAUUCUAGCAAACAGUGUCCAUGAACAAAUGCAGCGAGUCCAACCUGCUAACGGUGCACAAUCUUCAAAUGUUGGCAAGAUCAAUCAGAUGGAACAGUCUUUCAUUCUAAGCGGUGAAAAUGAAAAACCAUUUACAUACAUAUACAGCAUGCUUAUUGACUGGGGUAGGCAACAGGACACAAAAGCCUACAUUCAAGGAAAAAUCAAGGGUCUGAUCACUUCUGUAAAAAAAUUUCAAUAUAAACAACGCACCAAGUACGAGCUUUAUGUAUAUAUAGAUGAUGGGAGUUUCAUUUCAGAGGCCUUCAUUGACAGUGAUAUUGUGAAUAACAUGCUUGGCCUUUCUCCUGGAGAGGUUACUGCUGCACUUGCUGGUGAAUUAGAGUUUGCAUCACCCAGUGAAGUGAAAGAAACUUUGAAAGGAUUUCAGAAGUUUUUGGUGAAGUUUGAGGGUAUGAUGCUUAUCGAGUUAAACAAGAACUCUCCUGUUCCUGUUGUUCGUGAGUUAAAUGAAGGUUGCUCAAGUUCUACUGCAUGGCUUCUGCUCGGAAGGCUGAAAACAAUUUCUUCUCAGAAGAAGACCAUCCAAACUCAGGAUAUUAUGGACACCACUCCAUGAUUGUUUCGAUCCUCUAAACCCCAGCGGCUUGGUCAUUGCCUGCUCCUGACAUUCACAGUCAUCUGUUGUGGUCUUCGCAGCCGAUUAUAAUCUUUCAAUGCUGGUGCGGGUGACACAAUGAUGUGGCAUGGAAGGAGUGCUACCAAAACAUUCUCAUUGAGCCUAGAAGCUUUCGUCCAUCUCAUUCAUUUUCGUCUCAUUUUAAUAACCGUAGAAAAAGGUCCUAAAUGAUUGGCGGAGUAGAAAGGCUGACGGAGAAAGUCUGACGGUGAGAUCCUGAAGACCACAACCGUAAUCGUCGGAUGGCUGCAAUGUCAGAAUAAGUAUGAUAGAAUCCGUUCUCGAAUAUUUGUCCGUGCCCGCUAUUUUAUUUUUGGAAAAAAGCGACAAAUAAAAAAACAACAGAGGGAGUAAUUUGUAGUAGCAUUAAGAUAAUUGAGUCCUUUAUUAA